AAUUAAAAAAAUAAUAAAAAAAAUAUUACGUGAGUUGUUGAAGAUUCGCCGUGUAUAUUUGUCAACGCGACUCAAAAUCAAAUUUGGACAGUGACAAUUGUCAGCGUUUGUUGAAGUAAAUCAAAAUUAUUGUACCUAACACACUGCCCUUGAAAGAUGUGGGUUUUAAAAUUAGAUUAAGACCUUUGCAGUUCGCAAUCAAUAAUUUUCGUAGUCCGGCAGCUCUGGCAUGAGUUGCGCGUUCAGUCAGCUACCGUGUGCAAAACAAUGUCACUGUGUUACUCCGUACCUCCAACCAGAAUUUCUAUGAGCCGGUGAUCCGCGGAUUAUGCCAAAAUAAAUUCAUCCAGAAUUAAAUUGGAGAAACGAUGACCGAAUCAAAAUCGGAGAUGCGGCAACGCAAUCAGACCGCCAAAAACGAAUGCCAGGAGAAUGAGCCGAACAAAAAAUUCAAGUUGCUACUUUGGAAGGACAUGCCAAAAUAUUUACAGUUUAAUCCGUACAUCCACACGGGAUACAGACCGCUAUUGUCAGUGUGGGGUUGUGUAAAUAGUAUGUUUUAUAUCCACAAUGAAACGUUGAACAUCUUGACCCAUGCCAUCCCUAUCGUUUAUAUACUCGUCACCGUGCCUCAAUUACUUCCAUGGUCUUACACGCAUCUUCGUUUCCUCGUUUGGUGUCACAUUGCAGGCAUUUUGUGUCCGUGGAUUGGAAGCUUCUUUUAUCACGUUUUCAUGAAUCUAGAACGCGGCGAAAACAUCUACUACAAAUUACUGCAGAUGGACAUGUUGGGCAUUUGGAUUAGUCAAAGUUUCGGUGCUAUGCCCAUGGUGACGGCAACAGUAUAUUGCCUUCCGUACUUUUUACGAUCAUUAAUAAUUCUUUCGUAUAGUGUACUAAGUUUAUACACGUUAUAUAAAGCUUUGACGGCCCUGUGUCCAUGGGAUCGAAGAUUGUGUUUCCUGUUCCCGUUCUUGCUGAGGAUAUGCAUGUGGUGCCUUCGACUUACCAGCUAUGGGGGCGGUGAUCCUGCAGCUUUCACACAUGUCCUGUUACAAGAUGUGGUGUCUAUAUUUGGGGGAGCGAUAGGAGCGAUGCACAUUCCUGAGAAGUGGUUCCCGGGUUCGCUGGACAUGUGCUGGAACUCGCAUAACAUAAUGCAUAUCCUUGUUGUGGCGGCCGUUUAUUCGAUGCACAUCGCCACAAUGAAAGACCUGACGUGGAUGUCGAGGGUGAAUUGCAACGCGGCCCUUUGAUGGCGUCCGUCUUUCGGCUACAAUCGCAAAUCAUUAGAGUUUUAUAACAAAUUUAUUACGCAAUAAUGUACAAAAAACUGAAAAAAACUUAUAUGUAAAUCGAGUCUUAACAUGUGUCAAAUGCGCGCACGACUUUAGCAAAUCCAUUUCGCAUAAGGUUUUAUUAUUCGUAUUAAAUAUUUACUCUGAA
This is a messenger RNA of Aethina tumida (small hive beetle), 1446 nucleotides long. RefSeq names its product progestin and adipoQ receptor family member 4. The record is from RefSeq and is a predicted model, not a curated record. Gene Ontology annotation, molecular function: signaling receptor activity. The transcript is spliced from 4 exons. Gene Ontology annotation, cellular component: membrane. The coding region runs from base 369 to 1256 and encodes 295 amino acids. Lineage: Eukaryota; Metazoa; Arthropoda; Insecta; Coleoptera; Nitidulidae.